UUUGAUUCGUAUGUAAAAACGCAUGCAGUUCAUUACGGGUAUCUGAAGAAACCGUCUCGAAUGUGGAAUGAAACCCGUCGUGUCUUUAAGAUCCCCGCACUUCCGUCCGAUCCAGGUCCGGGGAUCCGUUGCGGGUGUUAGAGGGACCCAAUCCAUGUUGUGCUUCGCUCCCAUCAACAAGACUUAGUUUCUCCUAGUGGUGUACCUAAAGUUGGUAUUGCUGUGUAUCUUCCAAAAACAUGUCUGAUUUCGCGGAUGAUACCGGAGCAAGAGCCCUGUUGGCUCUAAAGUCUGCUCCCUGCAGCCCGGUGCGAGUGGCAGCAGGACCCAUGUACUCCCACUCGGCCGGUCCUGCAGGGAUUGAACCCGUAGCCCUAUCCCCUCCUCGGGCCCUGGCGCGCCUGGAAGGCAGGGACUUUGAGUUUGUAAUGCGGCUGCGGACGGUAACCAUCGGCCGUAACUCCUCACACGGAUCGGUGGAUGUGAACAUGGGCCACUCCAGCUUCAUUUCCAGGCGGCACCUGCAGAUUACUUUUGAGGAGCCGUUUUUCUACUUGCGCUGCCUGGGCAAAAACGGCGUCUUCGUGGACGGCGUUUUCCAAAGGAGAGGCGCCCCUCCGCUUCGGCUACCGAGAGAGUGCACGUUCCGGUUUCCUAGCACCGUCAUAAAAAUCCAGUUCACUGCACUGUUCCACCCGGAAGCAGUGAAGGAGAAUGCGUCGCUGUCCCCAGUCAGGCCGCUCUGCCCCCAGAUGUCCCCACUGAAAAUCAACAUUCCUGACAAUGACUUCAGGAACAUCUUGAGUCCUCUGGCCUCUCCAACAGGAACUAUCAGUGUCCCUAACUCCUGUCCCGCAAGCCCGCGUGGGGCCGGGUCUUCCGGCUUCCGAUUCGGCCGCAACAUCACCUCAGACCUGCAGCUGGCGGCCGAGUUCGCAGCAAAGGCUGUAUCAGAGCAGCAGGCCGACAGCUCAGGAGGGGACAGCCCGAAGGAUGAGUCCAAGCCUCCAUACUCGUACGCACAGCUCAUCGUCCAGGCUAUUUCUUCAGCGCUCGACCGGCAGCUCACGCUCAGCGGCAUAUACGCCCACAUCACCAAACACUAUCCUUACUACAGAACUGCAGACAAGGGCUGGCAGAACUCCAUCCGUCACAACCUGUCCCUAAACCGCUACUUCAUCAAAGUGCCCCGAUCCCAGGAGGAGCCGGGAAAGGGUUCUUUCUGGAGGAUCGACCCCUCCUCGGAGCCCAAGCUGGUGGAGCAGGCCUUCCGCAAGCGACGGCAACGAGGCGUGUCCUGUUUCCGCGCUCCGUUUGGCCCCCUGUCCUCCAGGAGCGCCCCUGCUUCUCCGACGCACCCUGGCCUUCUCUCCCCCCAUUCGAGUGACCUGCAGACCCCAGAGUGCCUAUCGAGGGAAGGGUCCCCCAUCCCCCACGAUCACGAGUUUGGGUCCAAGCUCGCCUCCGUGCCCGAGUAUCGCUACACGCAGAGCGCUCCGGGCUCUCCGGUCAGCUGCCAGCCGGUCAUCGUUGCGGUGCCCCCCCAGCCUGCCGCCAUGGCAGCCAAGCCGCUGACCUACACGCCGGUGUCCCUUAACCCCCCGGGUCACGCUCUCCAGGUGGUGCAGCAGACUCCGGCCGUCACUAUGGUGCGGGUCGUGACCACCUCCGCUGGAUCCUCUAACGGGUACAUCCUAGGCCAAGCCAAGCUGCCCGGGAGCAAGGAGGCAGUGGGGGAGGCCUAUAAUCAAGGCACUAUGGAUGAGCAGCCGGCCGUGAGCUACACGCCUGUGUCUACGCCUAGCCGGGUCAUCCAGGCGGUGAGCGGUAGCCAGCCGACCUUCACUGUGGUCCAACAGGCUCCCAUCUGCCUGGGCCAGCAUCAGCUGCCCGUCCGGCCCAUCACCCAGAACGGGAAGCACGCUGUCCCAGUCACCAGCAUCUCCAGCUCCAUCUACGCCAUAAACAGUCCUCUGCAGAUCCUGGCGGCCCAGGCCUCUAGCUCCUCCCCGGUCGUGGUGAACAGGCCGCCCAGCGUCGAGGCCGAGAGGCCGACCUCGGCCCCCGGCGAGCCCGAGGCCAAGCGGCCGAAGCGGGAGGAGGAAAGCGCAGCUCCAGCCCCCCAGCCUGUUAUUGUAGCAGUGAUGCCCCAGGACACCAGUGAAUAAGGCAGUGAGCGGUAACGGCAGCAGCAAAACAAACAUGCUGGAGGACUUGGUUUUUCCAGUGUGUUUCACAGUGUCCUAAAAACCCAACGUGCCAAACAGCGCAGAGAAGCGCAUCCUAUUGUGAACUUAGCAUAAAGUAAAGAGCAGCUCCGAAACUGAUAUUUCUCCUUGAAGUGACUAUAUCUGUUAAUCUUGGGAAAUGGAGGUAUUGCCCUCCGUUUUGAUUGCCAUUUUGAUGGAAAGACAUCCUUAAUACAGGGAGAGGAAGACAAUACUUAUAUUUUGUUGAAAUGUACAGCACUAAUUGUUGAUUCCCUUGGGGUUCCCUUGUAGUGGGCCAGGGUGGGACCAAAACUUACAUUAUCCACAGAUACCUUUAGCCUCCUACAUGAAGCAUUAGGCAUUGAGAAGAGAAUCCAGUGGUAUCUAAAAGUCUCGAUUUCGUAAAAAUAAAGUCUUGUUUUUUCAGGAAAACUUUAUUAGCUUUCUAAAAAAUGGAUUGUUACAGAUGUGAUUAAAAAGCUGCUUUUUCUGAAAUGGAAGCUAUAUGAUACAAAAAUAAAAAGUAUUUUGCUAUUUUAGAGCAUUAUGAUAUGAUUAAAAGAUUAAAAUGUAUUUUUAACAUCAUAGUUUGCGAUUUAACCUUUGGCCGAAUGGAAAGGCUUUUUUCUUUUUUUUUUUUUGAUAGCUCGGUUCCGCCAUUUGCAGUUCUGUCCACACUGAAGAACAACACGCCCAGCGGAAUUUAUGAUCAAUCGCAAAGAGGCUGGGCUGCAGUAGGCCUAGGAGCGACCCACGUUCAACACCAUGGUCCUUGGCUUUUAUGCCGAAUAGUUAGCUAAGUGCCGGAGAGGUUGCGGAAUCCGGCUAGUUAGGCAAAUGCCAGAGAGAGCGCAGUAUCUGGCCAGUUAGCCAAGUACCAGGGAGAUCGCGGUUUCUGGCCACUUAGCCGGCUGACAGGGAGAUUGCGGUAUCUGGCUAGUUAGCCGAGUGCCGGAAAGAUCGCGGUAUCAGGCUAUUAAAUUGUAUCGAAAUGCAGAUCUCUAGCUAAACUAUAUGUCAGGUGGGCCACCCUGGCAUUUGUCUGCAGGUUACAUUCUUGAACUGGUCACUUUAUAAUAACAAAAACAUAAAUUCUACGUUUUCAAAUUUGUGGCUUUGGUACAGCAGUUGCCUCAGUACUCCUGGGUCCCACUGUCACCUCGAUACAGGAAAGAUGAUGCUGUCCGGUAGCUUUAUGCAGGCCUGCCUGUCCAUUAACAUGUUGGUUUGCCUGAUGCCCAUGCACUUCUGGGAAAUGGUUGUCUCAGAAAUUCUUCAAGUUGAAAACCUGCUCUUUGGUCAUCACUGUACCCAUACUGUUACUUUUCAUCACACAUGUGACUGACACAUUUGGCCAAUGACUAUCUAAUUCUUGCGCCGUGUUUGGUUUUACCAGGGCUCCAACAGCUCUUAAUGAGUUACUCACUACUGAUAAAUACAAGUAACUUUUUCAAAUAUCGUUGGACUUUGAGUGCAUUGAAAGGAAACGCAGAGGCUCUGCCUUGCAUGUGCUUGGUUUAACAUUGAGCAGGUUGCCGAAGCAGCACCACGAGAUCAGUUAUUACAAGAAAUGGUUUGUGUUUCAAGGAAAAGUUUCAACUGGAAAAAUUUCAGCUGCUUCAGCACUUGUAGACAUGACCUUUUCAGCUAUAACAGGCUUGGUUCUGGGCCUGGUUUAAGGGGGUUAUUUUUGCCUUUUUGACAUAGUGUGGCGUCUUUCAGACUGUACAGUAAACAUUCAGGAUAGCUAAGCUAACCCUAACCAGUAGGCUGGUCAUUGGCCUCAGCUGUUUCAUUAAAAUCUUCCAUAAUAACCUAAAGGUGGCCUGAUCAUUUAGCUUUGAUAAAACUCCCUGGUUUGGGCAAAACAUGUCUUCUCAAUGAAGAAGUCCUGUCUCAUCAUUUGAAUAAGGAUACAACUAAUGGGUGAUUUGAAACGGAGCCAGAUUUAUGGAUGUAUUUUGUAAUAAAUAUAUAAACAACACUGCCAGGUUUUGACUAUAGUGGUAAUCUGAAGAGAUAAAUUACAACUGAAGGCAGUAAAUCAUUUUCCCAGGCCAUAAAACAGAGAAAUUUUAAAGAUUAUAACCUAGUUCUGUAUAACAGCACUUUCCUCACGCUUUUUUUUAUUUUUUAUUUCAUUCUAGACAUGUCAGCAUUAAUGAGUAAUGCGUCUGUGAAAAGCAGACCCUGCUAUCAGUGUAGAGAUGUCAGAGAACAAGUGGAAUGUAUGUUGAACACAAACAUAUGUGUGUCAGGUCUGACUCCCGCAGGCGAGAUGUUCUUCAGCUGAAGUGCCUUAAGUCACUAAUUUAACAAUGAAUGUAAUAAUCGUUUAUAUAUAGUGCAAACCAUAUUUUACAGAAUAUUUUGGGACUUAGUAGUAAGAGAUGUCAAGAAAAGAGCAUAUUUUAUGAACCAGAUUUUCCCCCCAAAAUUAAAAAAUAAAACUUGCACUGUAAUAUGUCUGUUCACUCUUUAUUAAGUUGAAUUGAUAUUAUUUACGCCCGUUGUCACUGAACAAGAUUAGUCCUUUAAGAUAAGUAUUUGCAAGACAUAUAUAACAUUUUAAUAGUGCAUUCACAAGACAUGCAGCAUGUCUUAAGCAGUUUUGAUUCACUAAAAUAACAAUGCAAAUCUUGUUUUACAGUUAUUCAGCACCAUAACACCUCACAAGCUCUUUUCGUCUGUGAACAGUCCCGUCUCAGGCCGACCUCCACUGUGUCCUUAUCGCAUUCUGCUCUCGUGCCGAGCUAAACUUUCUAUGUUUGUGCCUCUGGCAGCCGACCACACAGAGAUGAUUGUGACUUAGAGUCAUUUCCCUCAUUGUCGCUCCUUUCCGCCGGUAUCACUCUGGGUUUUCAAAGGUGUCUCUUUGCGAUGUGAUGAGUCCAGGUCAUUCCGCCACCUUUUGAAUCUGUUGCACUUCAUCAUGCUGUAAGGAGUCGUGCUACGAAUGUGUCCAUGUGUCUGACUCUGUUUCUAAAUUUGUACUGACUUAUUUUGAAAGAGGUGAGAGCGCACGUUUGAAUUUCAUUAAUUCUCAGAAUAUUCUGUCUUUGAGUGUAUAAAUGUUAAAACAGUAGCAAAUAAAGUUGAAAUCAUUUUUAUUUACAGGUGGAACUUGGUGUUUAUCACUUGCUUGUUGGAUUUCAAUUUGAAUAUAAUUUAGUAGCAAAAGUUUUAAUAUAAAAGUUUUUUGUCUGCACCACGUAUAUUUUUGUUAGAAAUGAUGUUGUUCGUGUGUUCGGCUCAGAGUAAUAUGAAAUUUGAAUGUACUGCCCUUAUAAAUUUAAGAUGUCUGGUUUAACUGGAUUAAUUACUAGCAGGUGGUUGUUGGGGUGAUACGGUUUAACCCCCCUGCUCAUGCAAGCCUUUGGUAUGGAAGCUCGAGCCCCUAUUUCUGUUAUUUGUAGACACUAUAUAUAAUACAGAGAAUGUUCUCCACUGUAAACUUGUCGUCAUUGUUUUCAUUGGGAAGUAAAGAAUUUAUUUGCUUAAUUCACUUAUUGUACAGACAGCAUGAGAUAUGUAUGACGACUAUACUGUUUUAUAAUUCUAGGGAAUGUUCAGAUUUAAAAGGUUAUUACUGCCAGGGAUGAUCGUUGACGGGAACCGUGGGGCUUCUCUUAUGCCUCUUGGUACGAUGUGAUCUGAUUGCAGCAUUGACUCCAUUCCGUUUGUGGCUGUAACCCUCUUUGCGAGACCAGCUCUGUCUUUCUUGCAGAUUAAUCUUUCAGAGAUUAUUUCAGAUAUCGACCCAGUAAAAAUGGAGCAGAUGACUAUUAUUUUUCUGGAAAAAAGAAUUUCCCAUUUGUAGCCAGUGUUAUAGAAUUCAGAUGUCUUUACGUAGUAUUUGGUGUUAUAUAAACUUAAACUUUUUCUUUAAUGUCAUUAAGGUUGUUUUUUCUUUUUUCCUUUUUCAAAAGUUGGAUAAUGAUGCCACUGAAAAGAACAGAUAUCAGAACUACUAAUGGAGUCAACUAAUGAGGACAGAAAAGUGUAACUGAGACAGGAAAAAUGAUUAAUAAAAUGCUUGUUCAAGGGGAAGCUCUUCAUGUGUCAAACCUCAACUCUGAAUAUAAAUCUUGUUCUUUAACAUUUUAGGGAUGUUUUUAUUUAUUGCCCCUGGCUUUUAAUUUUUCUUAUAUUUUUUGUAAAUAUGAUUAAUGGACAUCUCUUGAUUGUCAGUUUAAUAGCUCAGAAUUUUGAUGUGAGCUCCUCUGUUAUUAAUAGAAAUGGGGAUUGAUAGGAAAUGGGCAUCAUACCUGAAACGACCUCUUGUAAGUCGUUUGUUCUCAGCAUUGACAUGUCAGCUAACCAUAGUCCCCUCGGCAGUUUGGCAUUUACAUGUAGCUGAAUUCCGACAUGGGGCGGCAUGGUGGUGCAGCGGUUAGCACUGUUGCCUCACACCUCUGGGACCCGGGUUCGAGUCUCCGCCUGGGUCACAUAUGUGUGGAGUUUGCAUGUUCUCCCCAUGUUGUCGUUGGGUUUUCUCCGGGUACUCCGGUUUCCCCCCACAGUCCAAAAACAUGCUGAGUCUAAUUGGAGUUACUAAAUUGCUUGUAGGAAUGCAUGUGUGAGUGAAUGGUGUGUGAAUGUGCCCUGCGAUGGGCUGGCCCCCCAUCCUGGGUUGUUCCCUCCCUCGUGCCCAUUGCUUCCGAGAUAGGCUCCGGACCCCCCGCGACCCAGUAGGAUAAGCGGUUUGGAAACUGGAUGGAUGAACGAAUUCCGACAUGAGCUGCAUGAAUGCAGUCCUUCCAUGUCUGAUAUGGAUUUGUUACGGAGGUGAGCUGCACUGCCAUAGUCAGUCGUGCUUUUUUCACACUCUGCUUAAUUGUAUUUGCAUGUUUUAUACCACUGCUCUGAAACUGUUUUUAAGUAACCACUGCAAGCUAAGUCAUCAGAACACUUGAAAUUCACCUUAUUCAUCUUAUGUAAUCCUGUUUCACUUUGAUAUCAUUUGAUAUCACAUAACCUUCAAUGCUGUCCUUUGAUAAAUCAGGCCACUGCCCUCCCAGAUAGGGUAUAAUAGUAGCAAUUUACAGAUCUGGUGGCAUUUCUUGUGAAACUUGUCUUGCAUUGAAAUAAAGGGAAGUAAAAACUUUACAGUUAUUUCACACACACAGAAAAAAACAAUAGUUAAAUCUCAUGUCAUUUGCAGGGUGGAAUGGACUUGGUGUUCUGUGAAAUUGCAGUGUGAUUUCAGGUUGUGUCAUUUCAGUGAACGAGGGCAGCCUUCCCUGUGGUACAAAGGUAUUGGUGUCCUCUAGAACAUUCCACCUUAAUUAUCCCCCUUUAGGGCCUUGCAAGGCAGGGUGAUACUGUGCAGUGAGAUGUUUUGAAUUUUGCUGUACAGGUACGAUGCCUGCCAGCCCACUCACUCCUGGGACGGUACCAAGCCUGUGAUCUUUAACAAGCUGCCCAUGCAGUUGUUGGUUGUUCAGACUGUCCAUGCCAAGCUUCACUGGGCCUGGUACCACCUUGCAGCUGCAUGGCAAGAAUAAACCCUACUGAAGCCA
Brienomyrus brachyistius is the source of this 7732-nucleotide messenger RNA. RefSeq names its product forkhead box K1 (gene foxk1). Gene Ontology annotation, biological process: regulation of transcription by RNA polymerase II. Bases 240 to 2168 code for a protein of 642 amino acids. The record is from RefSeq and is a predicted model, not a curated record. The transcript has 9 exons. Gene Ontology annotation, molecular function: DNA-binding transcription factor activity, RNA polymerase II-specific; protein binding; RNA polymerase II cis-regulatory region sequence-specific DNA binding. Lineage: Eukaryota; Metazoa; Chordata; Actinopteri; Osteoglossiformes; Mormyridae.